Mycena citricolor is the source of this 1820-nucleotide messenger RNA. Lineage: Eukaryota; Fungi; Basidiomycota; Agaricomycetes; Agaricales; Mycenaceae. The record is from the annotation of a GenBank genome assembly.
GAAGGUCAAUCUGAGUGGCAGUGAAGUCUGACUCAGCGGAGAUUGGCCCCUUCAACCGAUUCUAACUUUCUCGAUCUCCAUGAGCGCAUCUCUGGAGUCUCUGCGACGCUGGUGCUCCCACCACAAGAUAUGGAUUGAUCAUCGCAUUGAGAUUGUAUCUUCAGACCUGUCCGGAAUCCAUCUAGUAUCUCAGAGCCCCAUCGCUCAGGACACCAUUCGUCGGUAGCCCUCGUUUGCACCGAGUCCAAGCAGAACCGCUCAUCGAUCCGUAUCAAAGUCGUCAAGAUCCCUCGUGAAGCUGUUAUUUCAUUGAAAACCAGUCGCAUCUCGCGACAUAUCCCCGCGUCAGCUUCGACGCACCAUGGGCGCUCGGCUCAGCUUUGGCUUGCGUUGGCUCUGUCCGUCGAACUGUCUGUGCCUUUUCAUUGAUCAUAAUGGAGCUCUUGAUAGAAUGGGUGAAACGAAUACAGUGCCCUCGGUCCUUCGUCGGAAUGGGCUGGAUAUCUGCAAUCUCUACCGCGUGCGCUUUCUGGAAUGCCUCUCUUUUGGCUUGGAAGUGGCGCAGAUGGUGCCAGUGCUCUUGAUUUUUUGAAAGGGACUGAGGCCUGGAGAUUGGUCAAUGAGACUGAUGAGAGUGGUGCAACACUGGUGGAAGACAUCGACGCUUUUUUUGAAGCUGUCGCGCGUGGGGUGUACUCGAAAGUCCUCGGCUCUUCAUCCGUGGAAACGUUGACUCGUCAAGACUUCGCCCUUGCAUAUGGGCUGGUCUCGUCCCGUGCCUUUCUCAUCGAUGCGUACCAUGGGCUUGCCAUGGUUCCAAUAGCUGAUGCUUUCAACCACGUGCAGGAAAACCAUGUCCACUUGCAGAGUGACUACGAGGUAUGCCCCGAAUGUGGUUCUUUGCGGCAGUGCAUCCAUGAUGGAGGAGAGGACCUUCCAUCUGAAACAUGGGAGGACGACUGUUUAGAGAUGAUCUCGAAUCGCCCCAUCGAAUCUGGGGUCGAAGUGUUCAACACUUAUGGCGAAAUGCUGAGCAACGCCCAGUUGCUUCUCCAAUACGGUUUCAUUCUCGAUGGGAACGAGAAUGACCGUGUGACAUGGACGUGCGAUGAGAUGGCCGAAUUCGUACACUCCUCCCUGCACUGGGAUCCAGCGCCUGUCCGGCAAACCACAGACUGGUUGCAAUCGCUUUCCUGGGAAAUCCUCGAAGAGUCCUCUGAGCUUGUAUACAUAGACAGGAAACACGCGUUCUGUGUCAACGCCGAUGGAACAGUCUCGCAUGGACUCUGGCUCUAUCUCGCCGCUGCUCUUGUCUGCAGCAGGACUGGCAUCCGCGGCCCCACCUCUGCGCAAGAAGCCAUCUUAUCAGGCGUCGAACAUCUGCUUCGAUGUCAAUCAGGGAUGGAGCAACACGAGUCGCCCGAGCAUAUUUCAGGAUACACAACGAACGGAUCAACGAUCCACCAGCUAUCCGGACUUAUCUUCUCGCUCUGUAGAGCGCGUUCUGCCGGCAUCAGCAGGGGAGAACCAACGAUCAGGGAGCUUGGAGAACUGCUAGACAGUUUGCCCGAAGACUCCGCGCCAAGUCGCAGGAUGGCAGUGUCCCUGGCGCUGACAGAGAAAUCUAUUUUGGAAACUUGUAUGUUUACCUGGCAAUCGCUGGCCGAGACAUUCGUGCACGUAUCGGACUCUGACGGAUGAUGAUUCAAUCUGGUGCCGGGUCUGGACUGGCUCUACUCUGGUCCAAAUCUGGCCGCAGUAUCUCAGCUCCAGACAGUUCGUAGAGGCUUGUUUUCUAUGUAUGGAGAUAGAUGUCCACC